GAGUCUCAGCGUCACCACCACCGCUGAUGAGCUGUCCUCGGUGCGAGCGAUCACUGCGUCGUCGUCCGUGACGCUGUCUCUCGUCGAUGACCCUCACCAUCCUCGUCUCCUUUUCUCUCCUUGCGCUGGUCGUAACAGCGCGCCCCAUCGUAUCCAAUGAUACCCCCGAAGUCGUAGAUUCAUUUCACGACGUUCAAAAUGCUGUCCAAGCCAUCUUCGAGUCACGUACGGGUGAGAGCCUCGCGUGUCUAUCAUGCGAUGGCGAUCAAGAUGUGCACAUCCACCUGACCUCGAGCGACGAGCAGGACGCGUAUUUGGCUCGCCUGCAGGAAACACCGGAUGCCGUCAAAGCGGUGCUGCCUCUUAGUCCGGAUGGCGACCUUUCCGACGACGAGAGACGGAUAUACCACAUCCUGGGUAGCCAGCGCACAAGCCUUCUUGACGACUUGGAUGGCGAACAGGAUCGUUUACCAGAGCUGCAAAAGGCGGAAGACCUCGAGCCUCUGACGGAACCCGACGCGACAGAGGAGAGCCUGCGGCCGUCGUCAGAAGAUGCAAUGUCUCCUUCCUUGCUUGUCCUCGCCAUCUCCUGUAUUGCUGCGCUUCUUGCCAUGUUGUGCAUCGCCGUUACGUGGUACCUUAUCCGUUGGUAUCGUUCGCUGCUGCUCCAACUCGGCUGGGAUGUGCUGCCACAGCUCAAGAAAGGCUCUUCCAUUCGUCUCCCCGAUGAUAGCGACUUUUCAACAGAGUGCAAGGUUGUCAUUGACCGUGAGACGUCUCUGAGCGCUGCACUGAACGAGAAGUCGUCGUCGGUUUCGGAUGAGAAAGUCCAACCCGUGCAAGAGACGUCUCUGCUCUUCACCGGCCAAGACGUACCAGAACAACCCUUUAUCACGCAUCCUGAUCCGGAAUUGCUGCCUCUGCCUACACUGCCGUCCCCGUUCCCCUCGUCAUCUCAACCGUCCCGACCGGUAUCACCAUCCCCACGGCCCUCUCCUCUCCGCCGACCGCUUCACAUGCGCGAGGUUGUUUCCCCUUCGCCGAUCUCCCAGCCCGCCUGGGCCCUGCGCGCGACGGACUCGCCCACGCUCGGGCUGCACAGUCUCCGGCCGACGGCCGUGUCCUCGCCGCGCAUACCUGGCGCGCUGUUCGACGACGACGAGGAACAGACGGCCGCCCAUCGUCGGGCGUACCGUGCGCCGGUGCCGGAGCUCGAUAUUGCAUUUGCGCUGCAGCUCCGCCCUGGCCUUGGGGUGGGCGCCGAUCCCGCGUGGUUGGUGCGCUUCCUAAUGGCGAUGUUUGGAUGGAUGACGGUGCUCAUUGGCGGAGGCGGCGCCAGGGCGGGCAUGCGCCACUAACCCACUCGCUCGGUGUAUUUUAGCCACCACCACUCAUUCCUUCAUUUAUACCUGCGUUUUAUCUUUGUUCUGAAUACCAGUCGCACACAAUCGUUAUUUGUUGUCUACGUAGGCCGUGUGGCGUCUAUUUAACCCACGUGAAUGCGAGCCGCGCGCCUGGCGGACAACCGCCACUUUACUCAUGCCGCCGCGACCGCUGUCCAAGUCGAGCUCAACGUCGUUUCGCCCAACCAAUGAUGCAGCCACAUAUCGCGACCUGUUGCUGUUUGAAGAGCGGCUCAAGA
Molecule: messenger RNA, 1642 nt
Organism: Laetiporus sulphureus 93-53
Lineage: Eukaryota; Fungi; Basidiomycota; Agaricomycetes; Polyporales; Laetiporaceae
Exons: 3
Coding region: 87-1358 (423 amino acids)
Source: RefSeq, a predicted model, not a curated record